AUGGUUUCGACGCGCAACCACCCGCAAGACUUUGCUCCAGAAAUGUCCGAUGAGGUGGCUCCACAGACUCCCUCGAAAGGAAGUCUGUCUUCCACAACAAUGCAGAGCACCACUCACCCGGGAAGCAUCAAUCAGGGAUCCUGGUCUCAUACACCAUCACUUCUCACCUUGACUUGGCUCGCUGUGUCGCUGCCGUUGGUCAUUUGGGACACUUUCUAUGUCUUCCUCCGACCUCAUUCCAUGCCUGGAGGCAAGUACCAGAAGCCUCUCUGGGUUCCCUACGAGCUGUAUGGCCAGGUCGAUCACGUCUAUGGUUGGCCUGCCUAUAAUUCGGGCAAUGGCUUCACAGCCGCUCAGUCUGCUGUGAACGUCAUUGAAUGUGCAGGUUACUUCUACUACCUUUACCUGGUCUACGCCUACGGCAGGACUGAGGGAAACGUCCAAGGUACUGGUGCUCCUGACAAAGAGAAUGUCGGAAAGCUUGCACAGAGUCGAACUGUCUACGGGAAGACCGCUGCGCAAGCCGUCGUUCUCCUAUACGGCGUUGCUCUUAUGACUUUGAGCAAGACCGUGCUUUACUGGCUCAACGAGGUCUUCUCUGGUUUCGCCCAUAUUGGCCACAAUAGUGCUUCGGACAUCUUCUUCCUUUGGGCUCUACCAAAUGGACUUUGGAUCGUCCUUCCAAUUUAUCUUGUCUACGUGUCUGCGAAAGAGAUUCUAGAGGGUCUGCAAAUUGCUGUGAGCAGCACCAAGAAGUCUCAGUAA
Aureobasidium musti is the source of this 765-nucleotide messenger RNA. NCBI's taxonomy places the organism in Eukaryota, Fungi, Ascomycota, Dothideomycetes, Dothideales, Saccotheciaceae. The record is from the annotation of a GenBank genome assembly.